Molecule: messenger RNA, 735 nt
Organism: Solanum verrucosum
Lineage: Eukaryota; Viridiplantae; Streptophyta; Magnoliopsida; Solanales; Solanaceae
Exons: 3
Coding region: 1-735 (244 amino acids)
Molecular function (GO): zinc ion binding; nucleic acid binding
Source: RefSeq, a predicted model, not a curated record
AUGUUGAUUCAAGUUGUGACCAACCAAGCUUGGAAACAAAGAGGGAAUAGACAAAAUGUGGUUGAUACAUCCAAGAUCCGUGAGUUCUUCAGGAUGAAUCCUCCAGAUUUCACCGGUUCAAGUGUCACUGAGGAUCUGGCAAAUUUUGUGGAGCAGUUGCAGAAAGUGUUUGAGGUGAUGCAUAUUGCAGAUGUUGAGUGUGUGGAACUAGCUGCAUACCAACUCAAGGGUGUUGCUAGAGUAUGGUACGACCAAUGGAAGAAGAGUAGUGCACCAAUUGAGAAGAGCAAUGCGAACCUGUCAUCCUUUCAACACAAGCCAAAUAGACCGGCUCCAUCAUCUGCUAGUGCACCUGCACCAAAAAGCAGAGGUGAGUUCAAGGAUCAAAAUUCUCAGAAUUUCAGAGCUAGACCUGCACAGUCUCAAGGUAGUAUGGAACGAGGAGGUAAUUGGACUCCUACAUGUGCUAAGUGUUGUAGAAACCACCCAGGAGCGUGUCGUGAUGGCUUCAUUGGUUGCUUCAAGUUUGGCCAAGCAGGUCACUUCAUGAGAGAGUGCCCUAAGAACAGGCAAGGUAAUGGCAAUAGGGGUAAUAGAGCCCAAUCUUCUUCAGUGGAUCCACAAGAUAGAGCUACACCAAGAGGAGAUACUUCAGGGACAAGCGGAGGAGCAAACCUCCACAUUGUUUCUGGUAAUGGGAUUCGAGUUGACACUCAGAAGAUUGAGGCAGUGUAG